This is a messenger RNA of Aureobasidium vineae, 888 nucleotides long. The record is from the annotation of a GenBank genome assembly. NCBI's taxonomy places the organism in Eukaryota, Fungi, Ascomycota, Dothideomycetes, Dothideales, Saccotheciaceae.
AUGCAGUCCUAUCAGUCGCUCGCUCGACCCUGUCGCCACACAUACCGAUGCCUCAGCCGCCGCGCCACCACGGUCCGGAGCUUUCACGAAGCAAUCACAUGCCAAUCCGGACACAGUCGAUGGUCGAAGAUCAAGCACGACAAGGCCAAAGUCGACAGCUCCAAGAACAAGGCCCGCAGCGUCUUUGCACAGGAAAUCGCCACAGCCUCCAAACUCUUCGGCGGCGACCCAAACUUCAACCCUAGACUGGCCGACUUGAUUGUCAAAGCCAACAGGGCUGGAUUCGCAAAAGCCUCGAUUGAGGCAGCUGUGGCUCGUGGACAAGGACGCUCUGUCAAUGGCGCUGCUCUCGAGACCGUGACCCUCGAGGCCAUGUUGCCCAACAAUGUUGGUGUGGUCAUCGAUUGUGAGACGGACAGCAGACUACGAACGCUGGCCGAUCUCCGAGUCAUAAUCAAGCAACAUGGUGGAAACGCUACGCCGACAGGUUAUCUCUUCACCAAGAAGGGCAGGAUAACUUUUGCAAACAAGGAGGGUGUUGGUAUGGAUGACGUCUUUGAGCCCGCUCUGGAAGCAGGCGCUCUGGAUGUGGACGAAGAUGGCGAAGGUCGGGUAGUUGUCUACACGGAGCCCAGCGAGACAAAGUCAACUGGAGAGACCUUGUCAACAGCGCUGGGUCUAGACAUUGCCAGCUCCGAGAUCAUCUCGGAUGCCAAUGAGGACACCAAAGUGGCGCUGAGCAAUGCCGAGGCGACGCAGGAGCUGGUCAAACUCGCGGACGCCAUCCAGGAUAAGGAGAGCGGAGUGCAGGGCAUCUACAUGAACGUGGCUCAGGGGACGCUAGAAGAGGGAGCGUGGGCCGAGUUGCAGAGCAGAAUGACGGCUUGA